AUGCGCGAGUCCGUUGCAGUCCUUCGUCCGCGGUCGCCGUACUCCCGAAAUGCGCAUUACGAGGUAAAUGCGCGAGUCCGUUGCAGUCCUUCGUCCGCGGUCGCCGUACUCCCGAAAUGCGCAUUACGAGGUAAAUGCGCGAGUCCGUUGCAGUCCUUCGUCCGCGGUCGCCUCCUUCGUCCGCGGCGAGUCCUUCGUCCGCGGUCGCCGUACUCCCGAAAUGCGCAUUACGAGGUUAAAUGCGCGGUCGUUGCAGUCCUUCGUCCGCGGUCGCCAUACUCCCGAAAUGCGCAUUACGAGGUAAAUGCGCGAGUCCGUUGCAGUCCUUCGUUCGCGGUCGCCGUACUCCCGAAAUGCGCAUUACGAGUCCUUCGUCCGGUUCCUCGAAAUGCGCGGUCGUCCGUGCAGUCCUUCUCCCGAAAUGCGCAUUACGAGGUAAAUGCGCGAGUCCGUUGCAGUCCUUCGUCCGCGGUCGCCGUACUCCCGAAAUGCGCAUUACGAGGUAAAUGCGCGAGUCCGUUGCAGUCCUUCGUCCGCGGUCGCCGUACUCCCGAAAUGCGCAUUACGAGUUGCAGUCCUUCGUCCGCGGUCGCCGUACUCCCGAAAUGCGCAUUACGAGGUAAAUGCGCGAGUCCGUUGCAGUCCUUCGUCCGCGGUCGCCGUACUCCCGAAAUGCGCAUUACGAGUCCUUCGUCCGCGUUCGCCGUACUCCCGAAAUGCGCAUUACGAGGUAAAUGCGCGAGUCCGUUGCAGUCCUUCGUCCGCGGUCGCCGUACUCCCGAAAUGCGAGUCCUUCGUUCGCGGUCGCCGUACUCCCGAAAUGCGCAUUACGAGGUAAAUGCGCGAGUCCGUUGCAGUCCUUCGUCCGCGGUCGCCGUACUCCCGAAAUGCGCAUUACGAGGUAAAUGUCGUUGCAGUCCUUCGUCCGCGGUCGCCGUCCGAAAUGCGAAAUGCGCAUUACGAGGUAAAUCCUUCUUCCGCGGUCGCCGUACUCCCGAAAUGCGCAUUACGAGUCCUUCGUCCGCGGUCGCCGUUGAAAAUGCGCAUUACGAGGUAAAUGCGCGAGUCCGUUGCAGUCCUUCGUCCGCGGUCGCCGUACUCCCGAAAUGCGCAUUACGAGGUAAAUGCGCGAGUCCGUUGCAGUCCUUCGUCCGCGGUCGCCUCCUUCGUCCGCGGUCGCCGUACUCCCGAAAUGCGCAUUACGAGGUAAAUGCGCGAGUCCGUUGCAGUCCUUCGUCCGCGGUCGCCGUACUCCCGAAAUGCGCAUUACGUAAAGGUAAAUGCGCGAGUCCGUUGCAGUCCUUCGUCCGCGGUCGCCUCCUUCGUCCGCGGUCGCCGUACUCCCGAAAUGCGCAUUACGAGGUAAAUGCGCGAGUCCGUUGCGGUCGCCUUCCCGAAAUCCGCGGUCGCCGGUCGCCGUACUCCCGAAAUGCGCAUUACGAGGUAAAUGCGCGAGUCCGUUGCAGUCCUUCGUCCGCGGUCGCCGUACUCCCGAAAUGCGCAUUACGAGGUAAAUGCGCGAGUCCGUUGCAGUCCUUCGUCCGCGGUCGCCGUACUCCCGAAAUGCGCAUUACGAGUCCUUCGUCCGCGGUCGCCGUACUCUCCCGAAAUGCGCAUUACGAGGUAAAUGCGAGUCCGAGUCCGGUCGCAGAAAUCGAGUCCGUUGAUCCACGAGUCCUUCGUCCGCGGUCGCCGUACUCCCGAAAUGCGCAUUACGAGGUAAAUGCGCGAGUCCGAGUCGGUCGUUUCCUGAAAUGCGCAUUACGAGGUAAAUCCUUCCGUUGCAGUCCGUCCGCGGUCGCCGUACUCCCGAAAUGCGCAUUACGAGGUAAAUGCGCGAGUCCGUUGCAGUCCUUCGUCCGCGGUCGCCGUACUCCCGAAAUGCGCAUUACGAGGUAA
Molecule: messenger RNA, 1899 nt
Organism: Acanthosepion pharaonis
Lineage: Eukaryota; Metazoa; Mollusca; Cephalopoda; Sepiida; Sepiidae
Source: the annotation of a GenBank genome assembly